Molecule: messenger RNA, 942 nt
Organism: Penicillium samsonianum
Lineage: Eukaryota; Fungi; Ascomycota; Eurotiomycetes; Eurotiales; Aspergillaceae
Product: C2H2-type zinc finger protein
Exons: 1
Coding region: 1-942 (313 amino acids)
Cellular component (GO): nucleus
Source: RefSeq, a predicted model, not a curated record
AUGGAUCUCGCCAACCUCCUCUCUCACAGCACGGCUGUCAAGCCGAUCUAUACUCCUCUCGAGUCCAGCUACUAUAAGCGCUCGCCGCCUCUAUCGCCGCCAGCCGAAGAGCCUAAAGUCUCAUUGCCUUCAAUCUCAUCUCUCUUUGAAGGUGCCGAUGGUGCUCAGCACGCAGCUAGUGAGUACUUCCAACCAUACUACAAACCAAAAACAUCCUCGCUAAUCCUAUACCUUCCAGAGCGCCAACGUCUCUCGCCAUCUCUCGGUGAGCGCCACGUCCGGGUCGGGUCCUACGAGCUGCCCCCAACACCACCUCUGCGCCCCGGCUCUGGCCACGCCCACCGCCGCGCAUCUCCCGUGGAGUCGCUCUCUCACAAGGAAGCGCACCGCCACCACCUGCACCGUUCCUCCAUCUCCAGCAACAGCUCUAUCCACAUCCCCCGCAACACAGCACCCUACGCCUCGCCUGCACCAAGCGUCUCAUCUUACACAUCUCCAAUCGACGCUCCCCAACAGCAAAUGUACUACCCUCGCCCACCAACCACAUCCUCAUUCCAACCCUCGACCCCAGCAUCAGCCCCCCAGAUGCCCACUGUCCAGGUCCAGGCGCAGCAGCCGCACUCGCACUCGCACUCGUCUUCGGCUCUCAUCUCCCCUGUCACCCCGGCCUGGCAACACCACCACUACUUCCCGCCCUCCACCUCAGCCCCGUACCAGCAGAACCACGACCGCUAUAUCUGCCGUACCUGCCACAAGGCUUUCUCGCGUCCUUCUUCCCUGCGCAUCCACUCCCACUCGCACACUGGCGAGAAGCCCUUCCGCUGCACACAUGCCGGCUGCGGUAAGGCUUUCUCUGUGCGUAGCAAUAUGAAGCGCCAUGAGCGUGGCUGCCACUCUGGUCGCCCGGGUCCUGCUCCUGCUGCAACUGCCAUUGUUGUAUAG